Messenger RNA from Sebastes umbrosus (honeycomb rockfish), 4471 nucleotides. Its product is annotated as phosphatidylinositol-binding clathrin assembly protein. The record is from RefSeq and is a predicted model, not a curated record. Gene Ontology annotation, cellular component: clathrin-coated pit; clathrin-coated vesicle; synaptic vesicle. Bases 1561 to 3540 code for a protein of 659 amino acids. The transcript is spliced from 21 exons. Gene Ontology annotation, molecular function: SNARE binding; 1-phosphatidylinositol binding; phosphatidylinositol-4,5-bisphosphate binding. Gene Ontology annotation, biological process: synaptic vesicle budding from presynaptic endocytic zone membrane; clathrin coat assembly; clathrin-dependent endocytosis. Lineage: Eukaryota; Metazoa; Chordata; Actinopteri; Perciformes; Sebastidae.
GCCAUUUUGUGUCCGGCAGAGCAGCAGCAGCAGCAGCAGACACCCAGACAGUCAGACACUCAGUCCGCUCAGAGAGGAGAAACCACUGGUGGAGAGACUUUCUCAGACAGAGGACAGGACGGGGAGGAAAGAGAAAACCCAGCCGGAUAAUGUGGAGUCGACAGAGGAAGGAAAACACCAACUAAACCCGGAGGAAACCUUGAAAGGAAGUUAAAGGAGCUGUCACAUUUUAACUCUUCAGCCUACAGAGAGAAGCUGGCAGGUUAGCUAGCUAGCUAACACCCAGCCAACCGCUUCUUGCAUCUCUUCCCAAGAAGAAACCACACCUGCCUCGGGCUUGUCACUUCCACAGAAACCUCUUAUAAACUUUAUAAACUCAAAAACAAUGUGGUGUUCAACUGUGGAUGACUUGUCACCUCCUCAAGGUGGUUUAACACACACUUUACCAACAAACCGCCAGUGAUUACAGCUAACUAUCCAAGCUGACGUGGAGGAGGAGGAAGUUUCCUUUUUCUGGGAGGGUUGAUGUUCUUCUGCUCCAAAGCUGUGAUUUAUUCUGGAUUACUUUUGGAUUUACUUUUUUAUAUAUAUAACCUAUAAGGUGGUGUCCUCAAAGAACUCAUCCAAGGUUACAAAACCCAACAAAACAUGUUUAUUUGUGGCCAGAAAGUAAUUUCCAGUGUUUACAAAUUCCACAGUGGGACUCUUUCCUGGUUUGAGUACUGCAACAUUAGCUAACACACACUAGCUCUGAUUAGUGUUGUGUUUACUUACAUAGAUAGAUAGAUAGUGGGACUUUACUGUUGCCAAAAACUCUCUAAAUCAGCUGUUUGAUUGUGGUUUUUUAAGCCAGUCUUGUACCUGUACCUGCAGUUUUUUUUGUUGCCACCAACCAAGUGAUCUGACAUUACUUGCACAGAUUUACCUGAAAAAGAAACAGUGGUUGAUCUUGAUAUUACUUGCACAGGUUUACCUGAAAAGAAACACAACUUAACUCUAAAUCAGCUCUUGAUUGUGUUUUUUUUAAGCCAGUCUUGUAUCUGUACCUGCAGUUUUUUUGUUGCCACCAGUCAGUCAAGUGAUCUGACAUCACUUGCAGAGGUUUACCUGAAAAAGGUAACACAACAGUGAGGUGAUCUUGACAUCACUUGCAGAGGUUUACCUGAAAAAGGUAACACAACAGUGAGGUGAUCUUGACAUUACUGCACUGGUUUACCUGCAAAAGAAACACAACAUUGAGGUGAUCUUGACAUUACUGCACAGAUUUACCUGAAAAGGUAACACAACAGUGAGGUGAUCUUGACAUUACUGCACUGGUUUACCUGCAAAAGAAACACAACAUUGAUGUGAUCUUGACAUUACUGCACAGAUUUACCUGAAAAGGUAACACAACAGUGAGGUGAUCUUGACAUUACUGCACAGGUUUACCUGGAAAAAAGGUAACACAACAGUGAGGUGCAAGUCUUUACCUCCCACUUGACAGUGAAGUCACGUUGAGUUGAUUGUGCUAUUUUAGCUGAUUGAGGAUAGAAGAGACACAGAGAGAGAGAGAAGAGAGAGAUGUCUGGACAAUCUAUCACGGAUCGGAUCGCAGCAGCUCAGCACAGCAUGACCGGCUCGGCUAUCAGCAAGGCUGUGUGCAAAGCCACCACGCAUGAAGUCAGUGGACCCAAGAAAAAACACCUUGACUAUCUGAUCCACUGCACCAAUGAGAUGAACGUGAGCAUUCCCCAGCUGGCGGACACGCUGUUUGAGCGCACGGCCAACUCCAGCUGGGUGGUGGUCUUCAAAGCCCUCAUCACCACCCACCACCUCAUGAUGUACGGCAACGAGCGUUUAAUCCAGUACCUGGCCUCCAGAAACACUCUGUUUAACCUGAACAACUUCCUGGAUAAGGGAGCUCUGCAAGGUUACGACAUGUCAACCUUCAUCAGACGAUACAGCCGUUACCUGAACGAGAAGGCCAUGUCCUACAGGCUGGUGGCGGUGGAUUUCACCAAGAUGAAGAGGGGCAUUGACGGCGUGAUGCGCACCAUGAGCACAGAGAAGCUGAUCAAGACGCUGCCCAUCAUUCAGAACCAGCUGGAUGCUCUGCUGGAUUUCCAGGCCAACCCUAACGAGCUGACCAACGGAGUGAUCAACUCAGCCUUCAUGCUGCUCUUCAAAGACUCCAUCAGGCUGUUUGCUGCUUACAAUGAAGGGGUCAUCAACCUAUUGGAGAAAUACUUUGACAUGAAGAAGACCCAGUGCAAAGACGCUCUGGACAUCUACAAGAAAUUUCUUUACAGGAUGACGAAGCUGUCAGAGUUCCUCAAAGUGGCCGAGCAAGUUGGAAUAGAUCAGGGUGACAUCCCAGAUCUCUCGCAGAAAACAAAAGGAUCAUACAUUGCCCCCAGCAGCCUCCUGGAGGCUUUGGAGCAGCACUUGGCCUCUCUGGAGGGCAAGAAGACCAAGGAAUUGAAUGCAGACACCAGAGCGUCCACUCUGUCCAGCGCCGUCUCAUCUCUCUCCUCCACCGGCAUGUCCUUCAGCCGCAUGGACGAGAAGGAGAAGCAGCAGGCCCUGGAGGAGGAGCAGGCCAGACUGCAGGCUCUGAAGGACCAGCGCCUGAAGGAGAUGGGCAUGCAGACUCCUCCCUCUGCCUCCCCCAGCAGCCAGUCGAUAGGCAGCGCCAACAACAACCACAUCACACAAACCCCAGAGUUGUUCACCUCCACGCUGUCUGCCAGCAGUGUGCCCAAUCUGAACAGUGACCUGUUUGAUCUUCAGCCGGCCUUCAUCCCCGCUGUGCAGAGCACUCCUUCAAUCUCCACCGCCAACAGUGCCUGGGGAGGAUUGGAGAACCAGCCUCUGCAGCAGACCACCGCAGCCAUGACUGUAGAUUUCGAUGCCGUGUUUGGGAAUAAUGCCACGCCCAGUAACAAUGGCCCACAACCUGCAGCCGGUUUCGAUGCUCUAGACCUGUUGAAGCCUACGAUGCCCACACACACUGCACCUCUUCCUCCUCCUCAAAUGGCCAUCCAUCACGGAGGAAAGCUGCUAGCCAACGACCUCGACUCCUCUCUGGCCAACCUCGUGGGCAAUCUGCAGUUUGGUGGGACCCCAGCCAAGAACUCGUCCGUGUACAGGCCAGAGAUGCAGUGGAACCAGCCCGGUGAGAAGAAGCUGACGGGUGGCCACAACUGGCAGAAUAAGACCAUGUCGACCACACAGUGGGGCCCGGCGCCCAUGGCCCCACAGCCCAUGCCUGUACAACACGUGAAUGGAAUGUUCUAUACUAGUUAUGCUCCAGCUCCCAUGGCUUUUCCCAUGACCACACCGCAAGUGCCUGUGUAUGGAAUGGUGAGUGUUCCUCCUCAGAUGGGUCAGAUGGGCGGGGUACCAGUGAUGGGUCCUCAGCCAAUGAUGUACAACCAGCCUGUUCUCAGACCCACCAACCCCUUCGCACCCAUGCCCGGAGCCCAGGUCAGCUAUCCAGUACUUGUGCAUUCAUACACACAAAACGACAGCUUUGCCACUGAAAAGAUGCAGUUUAUGUAAUCCAGUCAAGGGGGAAGCAGAGUGCCAAAAGCGACAAACAAACAGCAGAAGAAAACACACAAGAAGAGGAACGAUCAGAUGGACGGAGGAAUGAUUUGAUCAAGCUAAAACGACUGAGACAGACAGACAGACGACAAGAUAACAAACCGACACCAAAAACCAAGUUGGAAAGAGGAGAGGAGAAGAUGACCGAACAGAGGAUGGAGGGAUCUGGUGUGGGGGAGAUGUCAUCCUGACUGGUCGUUGUCUGAAACAACUCCUUGCAUGUGUGUGAGUGUGUAGCUUCUUUCUGUUAUUCUGUCUACUUUGUUGAUUUAAAUCAUAUCGAUGGAGUGACGCUUCAGGAGAAGGGAAUAAGGAUGAGAGAGAAAGAUGUGAAGAAAGAUGGAGGAGGAGAGUGGAGGGGAUUGAGGAAAAUCCUACCUCUGGUUUUCAGACCGUGAGAGUCUCUGCUGCAGAAUUAGCUUUAUUUCAUACUGGUGCUAUUUUGUCCUCUCCGGGUUUCCAUCCGCCUGCAACGGCCACUUGGGAGCACUUGUGAGGGGACAAGUGUUUGUUUAGUGUGUGUGGAAGUAUGUGUUCUUGCACAGCAGUUGUUUCAGACAAUACCUUCGCAACCGACCUCCUCUUCACCCCCUUCGUUCGCUGUCUGUGUCCACAACUGUCCAAUCAGUGAGAGAUUUAGAGGCAAAUCUUCUCGGGUGUGUUUCCCGUAAUUUUCCGCUCUGUUGGGGGAUAUCUUUGUAUUUUUCAAAAUCUGUUUUUCUUCUGCAGCCUCUCCUGAAUGUUAUCGGGGCUUGUACAGCAAUUUGUUGAACCAUUUGUUAAAAGUAGUUGAGCAUUUUGUUGUUAUGGGUUUUUUAAGUCUUUGUUACUCAUACUGCAUUGUUUUCUUCUCCUAAAAGCUACAGAUACACACAGAGAGACGGGG